This is a messenger RNA of Solanum stenotomum, 573 nucleotides long. RefSeq lists its product as uncharacterized. The coding region runs from base 1 to 573 and encodes 190 amino acids. The record is from RefSeq and is a predicted model, not a curated record. NCBI's taxonomy places the organism in Eukaryota, Viridiplantae, Streptophyta, Magnoliopsida, Solanales, Solanaceae. The transcript has a single exon.
AUGGUCAACCAGGAGCAAAACAAUAACCUUACUGCUAUGCCUACUAUAGAAGAGUUGAAAGAGAUAGUAUUCUCUAUGAAUCCUAAUUCUGCUGCUGGGCUGGAUGUGAUGAAUGGCUACUUCUUUCAGAAAUGCUGGCAAAUCAUCAAAAAUGAUGUCUUUGGAGUCAUUCAAGUCUUUUUCUGUGGCGAGAUAAUCCCUAAGUACUUUUCUCACUCUUGCAUUGUUCUUCUUCCUAAAGUGAGCAAUCCCACCAAGAUCACUAAGUUCAGGCCCAUCAGUUUAAGCAACUUUACUAGCAAGAUCAUUUCUAAAUUGGUGAGCUCCAGACUUGGUCCUAUUCAACAUGAGUUAGUGUCCCUCAACCAAUAUGGUUUUGUCAAAGGUAGGAGCAUAUCUGAGAACUUUAUGCUGGCACAAGAGAUUAUUCAUCAGAUUUGGAAACCUAAUAUUGGGAGCAAUGUGGUUAUCAAACUGGACAUGGCUAAGGCCUAUGAUAGGGUCUCCAGGUCCUAUACAUGUUUGGUGUUGCGAAGAAUGGGGUUUGAUGAGGUCUUUAUUGAAAUGGUUUAG